AUGAGGAGUGAGGCGAAUUAUCUUCUCGCUGCCCUUGCGAUCGCUGAUAUCCUGCUGUUCCUGACGAUGCUGCCUGCAGCACUGGGAGUUUGGCCAUCAUUCUACACCAACGAUUACUUCAGGAGGUUCUACUACCAUUCGCAUACAAUGCGUCACUGGUUUUCGAACGUCUUCUCAUGCAUCACUUCGUGGCUUAUUCUAGCGGUUUCUGUGGAAAGGUAA
Molecule: messenger RNA, 222 nt
Organism: Cooperia oncophora
Lineage: Eukaryota; Metazoa; Nematoda; Chromadorea; Rhabditida; Trichostrongylidae
Source: the annotation of a GenBank genome assembly